Molecule: messenger RNA, 4291 nt
Organism: Nasonia vitripennis (jewel wasp)
Lineage: Eukaryota; Metazoa; Arthropoda; Insecta; Hymenoptera; Pteromalidae
Gene: Rev1
Product: DNA repair protein REV1
Exons: 6
Coding region: 157-3636 (1159 amino acids)
Biological process (GO): error-free translesion synthesis; error-prone translesion synthesis
Cellular component (GO): nucleus
Molecular function (GO): deoxycytidyl transferase activity; damaged DNA binding; DNA-directed DNA polymerase activity
Source: RefSeq, a predicted model, not a curated record
GAUAAAACUAUCUAUAAUAUAUAGUAAGAUAGUUUCAAAAUGGCCGCGAUUUGUUUUGUAAAUGUUAACGCGCGAAAUGUAUUAUUCAAAGGCCAACCGAUAUAAACAAUAUAUUUGCAUUUAUUUGUUGUAAAUAAUGUACGUAAACAUCCAAUAAUGGCUGAAAAAAAGAAAAAUGCAGCGUGGGCUGAUUGUUGCGAAGAUUGGGGAGGAUACAUGGCAGCAAAAAAAGCCAAGUUAGAAGAACAGUUCCAAGAAGCUGCUCAAAGUGAAUUUUCAAAUGCGUCAACCCUUUUUAAUGGCAUAGCAAUUUUUGUCAACGGAUACACAAAUCCAACUGCAGAUGAGUUAAAACGUUUGAUGAUGGCUCACGGAGGCAUUUAUCAUCACUAUCUGAGAUCACAGACUACAACUCACAUGAUAGCUUCUAAUUUGCCUUACUCCAAAAUUGUUGCUUACCGUAAAGCAAAAAAUCCUCUUCCUCUUUGCAAACCAGAGUGGAUCACGGAUAGUAUUAAAGCAGGAAAAGUAUUAGACUUCAGAAACUACUUGUUGUAUUCUCAGUGCACCAAAACACAGCCAUCAAUUUUUGCACAAAUGACAAAACAAAAUAAAUCAUCAGAAGCAUCGCGACCAGAAUCAGCAUCUGAUAUUUUGUCAAAUGCUACAAAAUCUAAUGUAGCAGUCGACUCAAAAUCUGAAGUCAAAGUUGCUGAAAAGAUGUCUGAACCAAAAGUACAGACUUCUUCAAGUUCUGAAGCUCCUUCAGUCAUUGCCAAUUGCACUAAAAAUCCUGAAUUCCUGACAGACUUUUAUAACAACUCACGAUUGCAUCACAUUGCAACAAUGGGUGCAAUGUUCAAGGAAUACAUUAAUGAUUUAAGGGAUAAAAGUGAUGGAAAAUUUCCAGGUCUAGAUGCUUUAAAGCAUCAAUCCUAUGUCAAUAAUUGUAAAGCUGGUCCAUCAAAUAAAGUUGAUGAUUCUGAUUCGGACGAAGAUUUGUUUGCAACUGAUGAAAGUCCUGCUAUGAACUUAAACAUUUCGUCUUCAGCACAAAAAAGUCAAAUCAUCAUGCACAUAGAUAUGGACUGUUUCUUUGUAUCAGUAGGCCUUAGAAAUCAUCCAGAGUUGAGAGGUUUUCCUAUUGCAGUAGCUCAUGCCAAAGGCAAUAAACAAAACGAUCCAAGUGAAUAUGGUUCCAUGUCAGAAGUUGCUUCUUGCUCUUAUGAGGCGAGAAAAGCAGGAGUAAAAAAUGGAAUGCUUUUAGGCAAAGCCUUGAAGCUUUGCCCUAAUCUGAAAACUAUUAGAUACGAUUUUGAUGGGUACAAAGAAGUCUCAUAUACUUUGUAUGAUACACUUGCUUCCUACACUCUUGACAUCGAAGCUGUUAGUUGUGAUGAAAUGUAUGCAGAUUGUACAAAAAUUCUUAAAGUUUCUGGUCUAACUCCUUUAGAGUUUGCUACAAUAAUUAGAAAUGAAAUAAAAAAGAAAACAGGUUGUCCUGUUUCCACUGGAUUUGGGGAAAAUAAACUGCAAGCUAGAUUGGCCACCAAAAAAGCAAAACCUGAUGGUCAAUGCUACUUAAAGGGUGAUAGCAUUAGGUCCUUUAUCAGGACUCUGAAAGUGAGAGAUUUACCAGGUGUUGGAUGGUCUACUAGUGAGAAAUUGCAAAAAAUGAAUGUUGAAACUUGUGCUGAUUUAGAAACUAUAUCCUUGUAUGAGUUACAAAAAGAGUUUGGUAAAAAGAAUGGGCAGCAGUUACAUGACAUGUGCCGUGGAAUUGAUCAAGCUAAAUUAAAUUUAGAGCACGUGAGAAAAUCGGUCUCUGCUGAGGUGAAUUAUGGAAUACGAUUUGAAAACGCAGAAGCAGCACAUGAAUUUUUGAAAAAAUUGAGUAUGAAGAUCAGUGAUAGAUUAAAAAAAAUCAACUCAAAAGGAAAAUGUAUUACAUUGAAAGUGAUGUUUCGAGCAAAAGAGGCGCCUAAUGAGCCACUUAAGUUUAUGGGUCAUGGUCUUUGCGACGCUUAUAAUAAGUCGAAAAAUCUCAUUGCACCUACUGAUGACUCUGUUAUAAUUACAAGAGAAGCCAUAGCUCUUUGGAAUCAAUUUAGUGAAAGUCCUCAAGAUGCAAGAGGCAUUGGAAUUCAAAUUACAAAAUUGGAAUCUUUGAAGUCCAAAACAGCUGGAUCUACAAUUUUGAAAUUUAUAGACAGAAUGAAAGCUCCAGUAAAAAAAUUAAGUGAAACCGACUGUCUUACAAGUUCUGAUACCAGAGAACAACAAAACAAUCACAAAGAAAUGAGUGUUCCAAAUACAAAUACAAAUAAUGAAAUAAGUGUACAUAAUAAUAAAUUAGAUACAAAUAAUGAAAAUGAAAUUACCUUGAGUUUAGAGAAUCAGCUACUCUCAGAAGAUAUAAAGAUUGACUGUCAUCAAUCAAACACAGUACCAAAAUCAGAUUCCAGUGAAAAGAACGCUAAUGAUAAUCCUUUCAAGGUGACGCAUAUGAAUGAGACGCCUUCAAGUUCAAAAAAUAAACUUGUUUCCACACAAAUAAACGUUGGUGCUUCAAAUGCCACCAAUUUACCAAAGAAAGAUACAUCUUUGAUAAGUUCCAGUCAAUCCAAGCAAAAAACGCAACCUGAUUAUUUUAAACAGACGAAGCCUUUCUCAGCUAACAGAUCAGCGAAAAUAAAAGUGCCAGACAUUCAAGAAAUCGAUAUGAACGUUUUAGUUGAAUUACCAGAAGAUAUUCGAAACGAGAUUCUCAAUGAGUAUAAACAAAAUAAAAACAAUGAAAAACCAAGCACAAGUCCUAUGCAUAAAACUCAGAAAGACAACAGUCAUAAUAAAAAUACCAUAAGUAUUAACAACAGGUUAGAAGAAAAUUUGUCUUUUUCGCAAAUUGAUCCAGAAUUUCUAGCAGCUUUGCCAGAAGAAAUGAAAAAUGAAGUGAAAUCUUAUUGCAACGCUAAAAAGAACGUUAAAAAAGUUACACCUACUAAUAACAUUGUAAAUAAGGCUUGGGGUAUGUUUAAAACUGAAAAGCAACCACAGAAAAGUACGAAAUCUAAAGCUGGUAAGCUGAAGGUAACGAAAGGCGCAGGAAAGAAAGAAACUAAAAGCAAUGCUUCUUCUACAAAUGAUAAGAAAGUAAACGAGAAAGGUGUGACCUCUAACAAUAACAAAAUGCAAGAAAUUAAUCAAAAUCCACAAGCUGAAGAACCCCCAGGCAUUUCUGCAGCAAGAAGGAGUUUUCAUUUCGACCCAGCAAAUGGGAAUGAAGAGCAUUCCGAAAUUUUAUCUAGCUUAGUAAAUUGUCUUCUUGAUCUUCCAAUAAUUCAGGUAAAGUUGCAAAUGCAGCAGUGGAUUGUCAACAAUUCCGAUGUUAAUGACGUCGACUUUCUGUCUCUUACGACUUAUCUUGGAACCUUGCCUCGCAAAGGGCGUUUAUUAGACCUGCAUUGUCUUUUAAAUUGCUUACACAGGUGUGUUGUAAAAUCAGAAAGUUGCAUUUGGCACAGCACCUAUGAAAAAAUGUUAAAGCAUAUUCAGGCUCGUGUGCGCCAGUACUGCGGAUACAAUAUAUGGACGAAAAAAAUUGACUGUGAUAAAUGUAAAACCAAUGAAGUGUGAUAUUAUAAUUUAUAGAACAGCGUGGCUAAAAUCCGCUGUUAAGUCACGCCUAUCUGUGACUAAAUCAGUCCUUCUUUGCACCGUGAGGUUAGCGCACAAGCGUAGCGAGUAAGGACUACUUUAGUCACGAAUAGGCAAGACUUGCGGAUUUUAGCAGUCUGUGCUAUAAAAUUUUAUACGAUACUCUUGACUUAAAUGGUUCAGUUUUACACGGCGCUAUGCGACGUGUAAAAAAGAAACAUUUCAGUCACACGUAUCGUAAUGUACUAUUCUAAUGCCAACUAUAUCCUGUAAAUAAAUAUUUUUAUAUUAAGUACAUCGCAAGCAUUCUAAAUUGUGGAGGGAAAAUUAAUUACACCACAUAAUAUAGACGGAAUUUUAUUUAUUUUAAAUGAAAUCACAAUGCCCGCGCAAAUUAUUUUUGCGUAUCACGUAUGAAGUCUUCGCUUGCUCUCUUUGUAUGUGUAUGUGUUUGUGUCUUUUAAACACUACUAUGUAUUCCAUUCUUUAUCAUCUAAUCAAAUCUUUAUUAUAUGUAUAUUAACGUCAAUUACUGUUUGUCUGUUUGUUAUGUACGUAUGCAAGUAUCAUGGAUGAAUUUACAUGGUAUAUAAAAUCGUAUACUCCGCAAGGAUAUACAGUAAAAAAAAUUAAA